This is a messenger RNA of Puntigrus tetrazona (Sumatra barb), 1351 nucleotides long. RefSeq names its product chromosome 25 C11orf96 homolog (gene c25h11orf96). The record is from RefSeq and is a predicted model, not a curated record. The transcript has a single exon. The coding region runs from base 252 to 620 and encodes 122 amino acids. Lineage: Eukaryota; Metazoa; Chordata; Actinopteri; Cypriniformes; Cyprinidae.
AGCGGAGUGGGGAGAUGUUAGGGGAGUGAAGCAGUAUAAAAGCCUGAGCUGUCAGAGACCACAGACAGAGAGAACUCACCCCUUUUCUGGAAGUUGUUUCCUCCAGCUGUGUGCGUUAGCUUCACCUCCUGUCAAAUACAGACAAGAAGUAGAGACUAGUUUCGAAUCCUUCGCCGCAGGGAGACCUGGAGAACUGCAAGCCUCUCCAAACACCUCAGACGCCGAACGCCCAAACCUCGCCAUCCAGACCCAUGGCCGCACGCCCCAUGGAGACGGUGGGUUUCGCCGUUCUUCCCGCGCACAUCCUGGCGUCCGCCAUGGAGGAGUUUCCCCAGCAGCUCCCCGUCCCCAAGUGUCUGGCUCGGGGCCGAAACCGACCCCGGCGGCCCCGAGACGCCCGCUUCAAGACCCAGCCGGUGACUUUCGCAGAGAUCGCCGAAGUGGAGGAGGAAGGGGCUUCGCCUCUGGAGGAGGAAAGAGCGAGACGGUCCUUCCUUCAGUCGCUGGAGAGCCUCAGGAGAAGCACACAGACUCUGCAGCACGCGGGAUCCUCUCAGAGCUGCCGCACCGCCUCUGCACAGGCUAGUCUGGACUCCAGUGACUCAGACUCGGCACAGUGAGAGCGAGAGGAACGUCUGAAGGAUGACGGGACUGGAACUGUAUCUCGCACAUAUCUUCCUGCUAAAUUCCUCUUUCACAGCCGCUAACGUACUAGUCAUGUAUUUAUGCGCAGAUUCCAACACUGGCACAGCGAUUGUUUAGCUCCUCUGCAAAGUUGUAGCAUGCUGGGAGAUUUCAGAAACCACUUAAAUGCUUGCACAAAUUCCUUUUUUUAUCGUUUGAGAACGAGACUCUCGUCUUGGCAAGAGAGGAAGAGAGGCCGUGUCUGACUGCGUUUUAAUAGACUAACGUUAUUCGUAUCCCUCGUGCCUGCUUAAGAUCGCACAGUUGAAUGGGUUCUUCACUGCUGGGCGGGAUGUAGACUGUCACAUUUUGUUAUAACUCAUUGCUGUGUUGACGAACAAACUAAAAGAGGUAAAACAGAGGUGUAUUUUUACAGAAAACGUGGUUGCAAACCCUGAUGUCUAAGUCUGCCAGAAUGGUGAACUUACUAAUGAACUCGACAAGGAGCAAAUUGUUGUACUUUUCAAAUGUAUCUUAUAUUUAUUCGCAGAUUAUUUUGUUAUAACAUAGUGAUUUUAGAGAAUUGUUCUGUUGACACUGUGGACUUGUAAAGUCACUAUCACUGUAUGUAAAAGAAAAGGCCUUUAUACUUCGAUUUGACUUUAUCUUUGUUAAUUUGUUUCAUACUUUCUUUCGUAGGUAUAUAAAUAAACUUUUUAACAUUGGA